AUGGCCGACGAUUACCGUCUAUGGGAAAAGAAGGGACGGAGCCUACAGAAAUGGAUCGAAAACUACUGUGCAUCAGAUUGCCCGUUCCCCAUUUCCACUUUCACUUUGACGCCCAAACACCAAGACUAUAUCGUCGAUCGAACAUCCGAUAGCAUUACGCUGCGCGGCGAAGGCCCACCAGUAUGGUGGAUUGGACCCACCGGGCCAGGAGUGAUUUUUAUUGAUGAUGUCUUUAGAUCCAAGAGAAGCGAUGACCCAUACAUAUCCGAGUUCACCAAAGCAGCCUACAAAAUGGAUUUCCGCCUUGAUAGCCUGAGGAAUGUAUUUGUGCACAAUGUCGACGAAGUGAACACGCUAUCGUGUCUCAGAAAUGUAUACAGAUCCCAAGGACUUCAUUAUCCAUCCGGCGCAGAGCAGACCUGGAAGCCUUCCUCGUCUGAGUUCAAUGCUCGGCUGGUAUAG
Molecule: messenger RNA, 462 nt
Organism: Penicillium mononematosum
Lineage: Eukaryota; Fungi; Ascomycota; Eurotiomycetes; Eurotiales; Aspergillaceae
Exons: 2
Coding region: 1-462 (153 amino acids)
Source: RefSeq, a predicted model, not a curated record